AUGGAGCUACUACUCUCUGACGAAGGUCUGGCCGUCCUGGUGCCCAUCGUGGUGUACUGGGCGUAUUGUGGCCUGCAUGCAACGCUUGGCCAGUCCAUGUAUAUGGACAAAUACAGGCUGCACCCAAGCACUCAUGAAGAUAGCAAGAACCAUGUUUCGAAGCGACAAGUCAUCAGCAACGUCCUCAAGCAGCAGCUCGUGCAGGUUGCCAUGGUGACCAUGGUGAUGAUGUUCAAGGAGUACAUGUACAGGAGGCUUCAGUUCAGCUCAGGUGCUCAGCUGGUACUUUACGUUUGUGCAGGGGUUUUCGUGAAGCAUAUGGUGAACCCGGCUCUUGGACGUGCUCAUGGGCUCCAAUGGCCUCACCAAGGCCUCACUCCCCUUCCUCAAUUACCCUGCGCAAAUCAACCAAGCUGGCAAUUUGAGUAG
Messenger RNA from Miscanthus lutarioriparius, 429 nucleotides. Lineage: Eukaryota; Viridiplantae; Streptophyta; Magnoliopsida; Poales; Poaceae. The record is from the annotation of a GenBank genome assembly.